Molecule: messenger RNA, 1451 nt
Organism: Malania oleifera
Lineage: Eukaryota; Viridiplantae; Streptophyta; Magnoliopsida; Santalales; Ximeniaceae
Product: long-chain-alcohol O-fatty-acyltransferase-like
Exons: 1
Coding region: 56-1279 (407 amino acids)
Biological process (GO): lipid metabolic process
Source: RefSeq, a predicted model, not a curated record
AUAAUUUCAACACUAUUUAUUUUAUUUUUCUUUUUUUUUUUUUCAAAAAAAGCCCAUGUGGUCUGGUAAAAAAGCCGGUCAACUUAAAUUCAAAAAAAAAAAAAACAUACAAACUCUACAUCUGGCGAGUCCCAAACAGAGACCAAACCCCGAACUCCCGAACGCAGGGCAAAAGCCUGAAUCCAUGGACGGCGAGAUGGAGAGCUUCGUCAAGGUAUGGGGCACCGCCAUAACCCUUCUCUGUUACUGUUAUUUCGUAGCAGGGCGCAUUCCAAAAGGCCACGCCAGGCUCCUCUCUCUCCUCCCCGUCUUCUACCUCUUCUUCGUCCUCCCCCUCCGCCUCUCAGUCGUCCACCUCGCCGGCCCCACCGCCUUCUACCUCUCCUGGCUCGCCAAUUUCAAGCUCCUCCUCUUCUCUUUCGAUCUCGGCCCUCUAUCCCAAUCCCCCACCCCCAUCGUCCAUUUCAUUGCCAUAGCUUGUCUCCCCAUCAAAACCAGACCUCCCAAAACGCCGCCCUUCUCCAAAAUCUCCAAUACCGGCAACCACCCAUCUCCGGAUUCGGACAAAGACCCGAACUCGUCUUCCCGGAAUGGUUCCGGACUCGCGCUCUUGGCUAUAAAGGCGGUCCUCUUGGCUAUAAUCGUGCGCAUCUACGACUACAGAUCCCAUUUGCACCCUUAUGUAAUAGUGGCUUUCUACUGCUGCCACGUGUAUCUCGGCGUGGAAUUGACUCUGGCCCUGAGCGCGGCCCUGGCUCGAGCCGUCCUGGGACUGGAGUUCGAGCCGCAGUUCAACGAGCCGUACUUGGCCACGUCGCUGCAGGACUUUUGGGGCCGUAGAUGGAACCUCAUGGUCCCGAGUAUCCUACGGCCCACCGUAUACCAUCCCGUGCGGCAUUUUUCUGCGCCGGCGCUGGGGAAGGAGUGGGCCCCGGUGCCGGCGAUUGUGGCGACGUUCCUCGUGUCCGGGUUGAUGCACGAGGUGAUAUUCUACGACCUCACGCGCGCGGCUCCCACGUGGGAGGUGACGUGGUUUUUCGUGCUGCAGGGAGUGUGCACAGCGGCUGAGGUGGCGGCGAAGAGGGCGGUGGGGGGCAGGUGGCGGCUGCACAGGGCGGUUUCGGGGCCGCUGACGGUGGUGUUCGUGGGUGUUACCGGGAGGUGGCUGUUUCUGCCGCAGAUACUGCGGAAUGGGGUGGACCUGAAGGCGAUAAGGGAGUACUCAGUGAUGGUAGACUUCGCGAAGCACAAAUUGGCAUUGCACACCGUACUUCAGUGAUAUCGACCAUCCGAUAUGUUUUGAUUUGGGAGUGGAAAGAUUCUUAAUUUUAUUCUGUCUGAUUUUUUUUUUUUUUUAAAAUAGCCAUGAACCAAAUUCAUAACUAGCAUGCGUUUGAUUGAAUAAUUUGCAAUGAUUUUGGGGCAUGAAGCGAAGUCGUAAUUUAUUCUAA